This is a messenger RNA of Paramecium pentaurelia, 483 nucleotides long. NCBI's taxonomy places the organism in Eukaryota, Ciliophora, Oligohymenophorea, Peniculida, Parameciidae. The record is from the annotation of a GenBank genome assembly.
AUGUAUAACUACAGCUUUUCUCAGGAUUAUAAUGAUAUCCCUCAUUCAGAUUGGAAUGAUCAUAAUUUUGAUUGUUCUGAUCAUUAUCUCAAUCCUGUAAUAGAUAAUUAAAUGUUGAUUUAAGUUGAAGAAAAUGAUACCAAUAGCAAAAACUAACUUAAUAUUACUAAUAAAACAAAGCAAUAAAAGAAAAAGUUAAAAUUUAAUUUCUCCAAAAGAAAAAAAAUAGAAUUGUAAAAUUAUAAUUAGAAGCAUCACUCUAUAAUAAAAAAAAGAAAUAAUAUAGAUACACCUAAUUCUCUAUUCCGUAAAGGAGGGUGUGAAUCAAAUGAGAUUCUAUCAUAAAAUACUGAUAUUUCCUCUAAAAUAACUACACUAAGCUCUAUAAAAUGGAAAUUUGAUUUUAUAGCAACUUUAAUCAAAUAAACAAAAUUAGAAAUGAUUUAACUUUAAAAAUAUCGAAAUGAUAAUCAAGAAUUGUGA